Leptopilina boulardi is the source of this 832-nucleotide messenger RNA. It is a transcript of the gene Det, whose product is annotated as baculoviral IAP repeat-containing protein 5. The transcript has 4 exons. NCBI's taxonomy places the organism in Eukaryota, Metazoa, Arthropoda, Insecta, Hymenoptera, Figitidae. The coding region runs from base 150 to 605 and encodes 151 amino acids. The record is from RefSeq and is a predicted model, not a curated record.
UAACCUAUAUAAAAUUCAAUAACGGUUUUUAAAUUUAAACCAGCUCUUUGUUGUUGACAGUUGUUGAUUAUCAACUGUUAAAGAGUAAUUCGUGUUAUUUUUUUUCUUUGUGACUUUUAAGCAAUUUAACAGUGUAAAUAAUUCUAGUUAUGGAUAUACUAAAUAAAAUUGUUGAAAGCGCUCCGUCUACAUUUUGGAAAAAAGGUAGAUUGGAAACAUUCGAAAAUUGGCCUUAUCAAUCAGCUAAUAUGUGUAACCCAGAGAAAAUGGCAGCUGCAGGAUUUUAUUUUGUUGGAAAUAAGAACGAGCCUGAUCUGGUCGAAUGUUUUAUUUGCUCUAAACAACUCGAUGGAUGGGAACCAAACGAUGAUCCUUGGGCAGAACAUAAAAACCAUAAAUCAUCUUGUGCUUUUGUCAAGUUGAAUAAACAAGAAGAAAUGUCAUGGACAAUAGAAGAUUUAUACCUUCUAGUUUGGGAAAGUGGUAAAAAAGAUUUGGAAAAAGAAUUCAAUGUUGCAAAGAAUAAACUCGAUAAUCAUAUCAAAGAUUUAUCGCAUCAAAUCCCUAAUAUUUACAAUGGAUCAACAAAAAGUCGAAAGAUAUAGUGAGUAGAUAAAUAUUCCUCUAUUUUGCAAUGAUUAUUAUUGCAAUUAAGCUUUAUCCAGAUAAGUUACUUUAGUACUGUUAUCUUCUUAUACCUUAAUAAUGGAUACUUAUAAUACAUUAAAUUAAUUCAAAUUAAAUUACGUAUCAAGAAUUAGAAAUCUUACUUUAUAGUUUAUUAUUAAUUAUUUUAUUAAGAUAGAAAUAAAAAUAGUUUUAAAAUGGUGAA